AUGGCGACUCCUUCUCUGAAGACUCGGACGCUCUGUGAGGUGCCGCUUAAGUGGACAGGCCCGAACGAACAACCCCUGGACAUUCUUUCCGAGGCCACUCCACGCCGAUUCCGCCUCAUCGAUUGUGUCCAACUCACCCAGAACAAGCUGCUGCGCAUCGUCGAGUUUCCUGACUACUGCUCAGUGCGAUAUGCUGCUAUCUCAUACGUCUGGCGCGGAAAUGCCAUUGACCCAACCUACACCAGCCGCGUCACAACGUUUGGAGUCGUCGGAGCAGAGGAUGCUGAUCCUAUCAGUGUUGAAGUCCUCAACCACACCUGUAUUACUGCCUUGCACAAUCACGCUGACUACCUCUGGCUCGAUCGCCUGUGCAUCAUGCAGACCAGCCGUGAUGACAAGGUCUGGCAGAUCGAGCACAUGUAUGAAUAUUACAAGUCUUGCGGUGUAUGCAUCGUCCUUCCCGGAGGGCUCCAGCGCAUUGUGCGUCUUGAUGAGGAAACAGCGUGGAUUCAUCGUGGAUGGACACUGCAGGAAACGCUGGCUCCGGAACAUGUGGUAGUCUUAUUCGCGUGGAAAGGUGGUCCAGGUCACAUUGUCAGUCUCAGUGCCGAGGGGGCCAUAACAGAGGUCAUCCCUUCCCAGUCCGCCAUUUCAGCAAUAGCAAACAUUGUCAACGGUUGUGCUCAAGGCUACGCGAUCUUCAUUCCGCGUAGGAAGCCUAGGCUUUAUAAGAUUUUAAGAUUUCAGAUCAGAAUCUUUGGUAAGAAUUUACCCAAUCUCCUGUCACUUAGCGCAGCCAUGGACAAGCUGCGCAAACAGGAUUGGUCCAGGGAUAUGAUAGAACAUGCCAUCUGGAAAUGUGCGAUGAUGCGCACAUCAUCUCGUCCUGUCGACAUGAUUUUCAGCAUCAUGGGCUUAUUUGGUGUUGUACUUGACACCCGUACAUUCGGGAAGAACGAUCGGUUAGGUGCUACUAUAGCCCUUACGAAAGAAAUACUGCGAAAGGGUGGUAGCGCCAGUUGGUUGGGUGCUUCUAUCCAUUUGCCGCCACACAGAUCUCUCUCGACGUUUCCUGUCUUUCCGCAGACUAGCGUAUCUGGAAAGGCGCUGGUGCGCACCGAAGACGGGUUGCAAGAAGCGGCGAUGUUCAUGAAUGCAGAGUGUCCGACCAUUUGCAUGCCGAAUGGAAGUAUGGAUGAUGAUGGGUAUUUUACAUUCUCUGGGGCGUCGGUGCCCGUUGGGCGCAAACAACAACAGCUGCCACUGGAAAGUGUAAAUCCCUCCCUUCCUCAAGUCACCAAUUUAGAGACUGUGGAUGGCACGGUCUGGGUAGUCUGCAACUCGAGAGAGUCUGAAACUUCAGCCUCGGACAGUCGCACUUUUGCAGUCGUCCUUGGUCAGUUCGGUCAAUACCGCCCUCCGGUGUAUGCAACCCAGACUCUCAAACACCAUACCAGUUUGAGGCUCAUGCUGAUAGAGGAGCAUGGGCCUGGCAAGUUCCACUUGGUGGACUUUUGCACAUCGGAGGGGAGCUCGGACGAUCUACCGUGGAAGACCCGACCGUUCAGUGUCGGCGGACCUCUAACCCUUACUCAAGAUAUGGACCAGAUAGUCUUAUGCAACAGACUGUCACCAAGCCGAAUGAACAGGUGGGUCGGGACAGAGAGGCUGAGAAUAGCCGAAGCGGAAGAGGCUCUAUCCCAAGCAGCGUUAGAACGCUUACUUGCAGUUGCUUACCUGCAACGCAACAACACGAGUGGUCGGGCAGAGUCUUCGGAAGGUGAUGUCGACUCGGACACGGACGACGACGGCAAUCUUCGCAUGUCAGACGAAGACGAUUGA
This is a messenger RNA of Sparassis crispa, 1842 nucleotides long. RefSeq lists its product as hypothetical. Lineage: Eukaryota; Fungi; Basidiomycota; Agaricomycetes; Polyporales; Sparassidaceae. The transcript is spliced from 3 exons. The record is from RefSeq and is a predicted model, not a curated record. The coding region runs from base 1 to 1842 and encodes 613 amino acids.